AUUGGCUCUGUCAUCAGGCUUGGAUAUUGAGGAAGGAUCUGCUGCCUCUGCUGCUGCUGCUGCUGCCUCUGCUGCUUUAUUGUGUGUGUGUGUACCUUUAUUUGUGUAUGUGUGUGAUGAAAUGAAAUGCCAGCGUUGGGUUACCUCCAGGGAGAGCCUCCUCGUCCUAUAAUGUGAGCCAGCAGCAGCGCUGUGCGAUCAGGGAGAAGCUGCAUCCAUCAGGCCUCCGGAGGACCAGGCGUGAUCCAACGGGAGGAGAGGAGAGAUCUUUUUUUUAUUUUAAGAUUAUUCAUCUCUGCUGUGGAGAGACGGGAUUGUCGUCAUCUCCCCCAUCCAUCCUUUUUUUUUUCUCAGCGGAGCCCCCACCUUCCUCCUCCUCCUCCGCCUCCUCCACUCUCGUUUUUUUUAUUCCCCCUCGUUCUUCUAGAGGUGCUCGUUGGAUUAUCAAACCUCCAUGUAUGACAAUUUGUACCUGCAUGGAUUUGAAGACUCGGAGGCGGGCUCAGCUGAUUCCUACACUAGCAGACCAUCAGACUCAGAUGUCUCUCUGGAGGAGGAGCGGGACGUGCAGGCGCAGGUCCAGAGCCAGAGCCCAAGCCAGAGCCAAGGACCGGGACAGAGCCGCCAGGAGAGGGAGCAGCAGGCCACCAUUCAACUGGAGAGAGCCAAGACUAAACCUGUGGCCUUCGCUGUGAGGACAAACGUCAGCUACUGCGGCGCUCUGGAUGAGGAUGUUCCCGUUCCAGCUACAGCCAUCUCUUUCGACGCCAAGGAUUUCCUCCACAUUAAAGAGAAGUUCAACAACGACUGGUGGAUAGGUCGGUUAGUGAAGGAGGGCUGUGAAAUCGGCUUCAUCCCGAGUCCUCUGAAGCUCGAGAACAUCCGGCUCCAGCAGGAGCAGAAAAGAGGACGAGUCCAAGGUAAGUCUGGAGGGAACUCUUCUUCCAGUGUAGAGGAUGAGGUCUCGGCCUCUAUCCGCCCGCUCAUUUCCUCCGCAGGAAAACAGAAACAGAAAGUGACGGAGCACGUCCCCCCGUAUGACGUGGUUCCCUCCAUGAGGCCCGUGGUGCUGGUCGGACCCUCGCUCAAGGGAUACGAGGUGACAGACAUGAUGCAGAAAGCUCUGUUUGACUUCCUCAAGCACAGAUUUGAUGGCAGGAUAUCGAUCACACGAGUCACCGCAGAUAUUUCUUUAGCAAAGAGGUCUGUUCUCAACAACCCGAGUAAGAGAGCCAUCAUCGAGAGGUCCAACACUCGCUCCAGCUUAGCUGAGGUGCAGAGUGAGAUCGAGAGGAUCUUCGAGUUGGCCCGCUCCCUGCAGCUCGUGGUCCUGGACGCCGACACCAUCAACCACCCGGCCCAGCUCCUCAAAACCUCCCUGGCCCCCAUCAUCGUUCACGUCAAAGUCUCCUCACCAAAGGUGCUGCAGAGGUUAGUGAAGUCCAGAGGGAAGUCUCAGAGCAAACACCUGAAUGUGCAGCUGGUGGCGGCUGACAAACUGGCCCAGUGUCCUCCAGAAAUGUUCGACAUCAUCCUGGACGAGAACCAGCUGGAGGACGCCUGCGAGCAUCUCGCCGAAUACCUCGAGGCCUACUGGAAGGCAACUCACACCUCGAUGGCCACGCCCCUAAACCCCCUGCUGGGACGCAACCUGGGCCCCACCACACUCACCCCGUACCCCACCAGCAUCUCUGGACUGCAGCAGAGCCAAAGAAUGCGACAGAGCAACCACACGGGGGACCACUCCACUCCCAACGAACGCCGCAAUCUGAUGACUUCAGACGAGAACUACCACAACGAGCGGGCGCACAAGGGACGCAACCGCAUGUCUUCUGGCUCGCAGCACAGCCGAGAGCAGCAGGACGCCUACCAGGACUACCAGGACCCCUAUCAGGAUUCAUACAAGCCACAUCGCAACCGCAGCUCACCGGGCAGCUACAGCCAUGACUCCCGGCACCGGCUCUGAGCCCGACUCUGUCACCACCGGGGCUAAAACGGGCCCCGAUUCCACCCUGAAUAAACGCUGCAACAGAGCCAAGAAGGUCCCAAAUUGUACCUGUUUUUGAUUUGUUGCUGUUUUUAUCUUUAAAGGUCAAAGAAAAUCAUGUUUUAGUUUGAAUUAAGCCACCAGGAAUCCACCAAACAACAGCGUGAGUAUUCGAAAAAGUUCAGGAUGCCAACACUUACUAACGCUGAUCCUCUAGUUUUUGUUUCUGGGACCUUUUGGGAUGUAAAGCGCUGACGGUUCAGCAGACGUGCAGUGCAGACUGUGCUAGCUGCUAGAGCUAAUUCUGGCUAGCAUACAGACGGUGAUGAUGCACGACGGGCUUUUUUUGCGCCUGGAGCAUCGCACCAUGUUCAGAGGGAAAUCCACUGCACACAGACUGCUGCAGGCUGCCCGGGCCAUGUACAAAUCCUCUCACCAUUUAGCUUAUUGCAUGCUGAUAGAUGAUCAAUCUGCAUCAUUGAUAUUUUGUACCUAGCAUCCUGGAUUCUCCGACGACGAGGUGUAGAUACGGAGAGGUCGAGAAAAGGGUUUGUGUGCUGAAGAAAUCCGGCUGCUAGAUUUGAAAACUGGUGCUUCACAUUCCCCAAAUCUUUUACUUUAUUUUUAAAGUCACUUCUUUUUGAGCACGGCCAGCUUUUCUGUAGCAUCGCUUUCGGAUUUAAUUUGACCCUCGCCGUCAUGAGCGUGAGCUGAACGCGAUGGCGCUGGGAUCGGAGAAGGCAAUACUGCUUCUGUUGUGGACAGCUGGCACUUAGAGAGUCUGGAGGAGGAGAAAAACUGGACGACUACAUUCUGAGAUGGCGUGUGUCCUGAUUUCUCUGCCCUGCCAGCGUGAACAGAUUUAAAGUUUGUUAGACUAAAAAAAAAACAAAAAAAAAAAACACACAGCUGCGUGUUUAUUAGCUUUGAAAUGAAGGUUGUACAGCGUUAAAACAAAGGUUAAGACGUCGAUGCGUGUGGGUCAUGCCUAAUCAGAGUUCCUUCCCGUGUUUAUUAAAGCAUUCAAAAUGUGACAUGGCAGCAUCGGUUGCAUCACGUCGUUCAUCCUCUGUGUAGCUGCCGGCAUGUUGUCCUGACUGCAGAGCAUGCUCCCUCCGAACGUUUAAAUGAAAACUGUACUCGAGUGGAUGUUGGUAGAGCUGUAGGGCGUCUUUGUUUAAAAAAAAAAAAAAAAGAGAGAAGGAAACGACGGCCCGAACGACAGACGGUUUGUAACUCAACGCUCUGAAGCUGAGGACGGAGUCAGUCGAUUGCAUGAGUGGAAAGUGGAUGAUUAGCGCUUUUUAAAUUCAGAUUGAUAUCAGAAGGUUCAAAGAAGCGUCUGUCUAACAGGACUAAAGGCCACGCCCCCCUCACCAAUCAAGCUCAACCAACCCAAACGGAGCUUCUUCAUGGAAACAGGAAGCUGCUUGGUUUUUAAAUAUUUUUGAACGGCUCGUUAUUUAGGCUCUGACUUUAAAUGUGAUGCAGCCUUCAAAUGUUCUUGUACAGGAAAGGCUCAUUCUUUCAUGUCGUGAUUAAACUUAAUAAUCCCCAGAGUGCAAUCAGUUCCCUCCCAUGAGCUGGAUUUAAAAAAAGGUUGUUAGAACAUUUAUUGGAAAAGAGCGAUCACUGAUUUCUUCUCAAAUCGUCCAUGAUAACGGUCUUCCACGCGUCACAGUCCAGAUUAGAGGUCUUUGUUCACUCCCUUUUUCUAAACAUAAACUCUGAACCCGACUUGUUUUAGCCAGAGAUGUUCAACUUUUUGAACUCUGAUAUAGUUGACAGAAAUCUUUUUUGAGUCGAGCGUUCUGCAGGUUCUCUCAAAACUCAAAGAUUGAAGUCGUGAUCUUAGAACACAGAAAACAAGCUGCAGGGGGGGAAAUGUCCUCGAGUGAUUGUCUUCCUGAUGUCAGACAUGUGGAUAAUGUUUAAACCCUUCUUCUUCUUCUUCUUCCAUCCUAACAGCAAAAAUUGUGUAAAAGAAAACCGACAGUGACUGCUGCGGGUUCAAUAGAGGAUCCAUUUCUUUGGUUUCUAAAUAUCGAGGAUUUUAAUAACAAACUUGUGAAUCAGCUGAAGAAGUUGGGAGCUGCUGCUUUGAAGCAACAACUAGGGGGCGCCGGUGGCCUAGCGGUUAGUGCGUGCGCCCCAUGUACGGAGGCUGUAGUCCUCAAAGUGGCGGCCUUGGUUUGAAUCCAACCUGUGGCUCCUCUCCCUGGUUUCUGACUCUAUCUGAUGUCCUGUCUCUAAAUAAAAAUCCCACAAACUAACGUUAAAGAAGAAGCAACAAGCGGUCAGGAGGAGCUUUUUAAACUGGACCAUCUUAAACGUCACGCUGUGUUUCAGAUUCUGUGUUUGAAUCUGUCGGGAGUAGACAUAAAUAUCUGACCGUCCCAGAGAGUUUCACAGCCUGACACGCUUUCAAAACGACUUAAAUUGACCUACAUUUGUUAAAAGACCAAACUAUAAGCAUCCUGUGACGACAUCUAACUGCAGACCUGACUUCAAACUCCGAGCAAAUGUUUUUCUAGGCAGCUUCUGAUGAACUACUUAGAAAAUAAAGAGGCGAUCACUUUGUUUUUGUGCAGACGUAAGGGGGAUAAAUGGUUAAGAAAAAGUCGUACAGCACAAAAGAAAAAGCUCAAACUUUGUUGGUGUUUGAGGAAAUGUUCCUUUAAUGUGAAUCGAUGUAAACGUGCACAGAUUAUCCAGAAGAAUCUGAUUUAUUCCCGCUUUCUCUCUUUGUUUUGAUCUGUUGUUUCAUGGACUGUAACUUUAAGACUGCAAAGUUUAACAGAUGAAGUGUUAAAGGGCAUGAUGUUACUGUUUACAAGCACGCUCAUGCGUCUCAUCCCGCGCCCCCAUAUAGCAUGAAUCCCAUUGGUUGAUUGAACAGGGAGCCAUUUUUUCCAUUCAAAAUCAAGCCAACCGAUGUUGAGCUGGGCUGCUUGAGACAAUCAGACGGGAUUUCCAGAGCUGUGGAUACAAAAACAAACAAAACAAGUCCACACUCGCUCACUCACAGACUCUAAAAAACGUCCUGCUUUCUUUCACGUUUGUUCCUCCUCAUUUUAUUUACCACAAGUUAAAACCCACAAAAAAAAAACAGAACUUCUAGGGAGCAUUUUGAUUUGUUUAGAUGUAAAACAAAAAGAAGCAAAACGACAUAUUUAUUCCUGUAGAGAAGUGAUAGAUGAUUUGCUGGCGAUUAUUUUUAUAACAAAUAUCUGUACAUAUUGUCUUUGAGAGAUGCUCUUUGCUGUAAACAUGUUGCUAAAUGAGAUGACCCACGUGGGAGCGACUGCGAGGUCCAGCAUCCAGAGUUUCAGUAAUGUGCAAUACAAAAAACGGCAUGCUGUUUCAAAAUGAGGAACUUCUUCACGUACUGUACUAUGCAACCGCAAACUGUGUACAUCGCUUCAUUGCUGUGGCUUCGACAUCCGCCCUUUUCCAAGCAGCUCCAUGCGGACUUUUAAAGGAUUUUUGUGUUCUUAUUUUUCUCUCCUGUGGACGAUGAAAACCUAAGCGGUUAAUGCGGUAUUGCAUGCGUAAUAUACCAUUCUAAUUUAUAAGAAGGAAAUAAAGGAAAAAUACACGAAACUGGAAGUGAUUGUGUUUAAGGCAGAGCUACAAGUGACUUAAAACUUUUCUUUUUCAGAAUAAAAGAGCCGUUCUAAA
Messenger RNA from Labrus bergylta (ballan wrasse), 5668 nucleotides. RefSeq names its product voltage-dependent L-type calcium channel subunit beta-4. Gene Ontology annotation, cellular component: voltage-gated calcium channel complex. The record is from RefSeq and is a predicted model, not a curated record. Lineage: Eukaryota; Metazoa; Chordata; Actinopteri; Labriformes; Labridae. Gene Ontology annotation, molecular function: voltage-gated calcium channel activity; protein binding. Gene Ontology annotation, biological process: calcium ion transmembrane transport.